CUUUCAAUUCCCUUGUUCGCAGCAUGCUUUGCUCUAGUGGCGGUAAAAAAAAUUGAGCGAUUUUCUGUAUGUUAAUUGUUAAUGAAGAUUAGAUUUGAAUUUUUUAAAUUUAUUUGUGACUGCUUUUUGUGGGUGCACGUUAUAAACAAUUAUAUAAACAGAUUAUUUGAUAUCAUGUUUAAACCAUAGAUGUGAAUUUCCUGAAUAUGUGAAGAUGCAUUAUGUAUUAUUAAAUAUUUACAGCAAGGCUGAAUGAUUGCUUUAAAGACAGUCAUGGGAAGCACGACUUCUGAAAAUGAAGUCAAUGAACAUUUACCAUGUGACAAGCCUAAAGUUUAUCCCUGUAAUGAUUGUGGUAAAGGGUAUGAAUUUACCAAACUAGCUUUACUAGCUCAUAAGCGAAAAUGUUCCCAUCGAGAGUCAUGCAUUUGUUUUGUAUGUAGUUACAAUCGUCCUGUUCAUAAAAGAAUGCCUGAAUUCCUUCCCAUUAUUUUUCAAAAUUUAAAUUUUAUUUCCAAUAUCUCCAAUAAAAGGGCAAAAUUAUUUGAGAAUCGUGUAACUAUUCAGACUGGAAACUCUGCAAUUGAUUCAGAAAUAAAGCAUGUGAAACAAUCUUCUGCUGAUGUAUCUGUUGCUUUAAAAGGUUCUGAAACGAAAGGCCCUGAAGGAAAAUCUGAAAGUUCAGAUUCUUGGGAAAAUAGCCAGUCGGAUGAUUCUCAACUGAACCAGAACAAAAAACUUUUAUAUGUCAAGCCUGUUUCUGUGGUAGGUUCAAAAAAUAAACUGUCCAAAGGAAAGCUAUCUGAAAUCUCAGAUUCCUUCGAAAACAACCAUGAUGGUGAACCUUGUAAUCGAAAAAUUUAUUGCAUUAUUUGUGAUAAACACAUCUUUUGGGAGUCCUUUGGAACUCACGUCUUGCAGCAUAGUAUAAAAAUAGAAAAUUCUCACCUUAUUUGUCCUCAGUGCAACCAAACUUUCAGAUCACCUAAUUUGUACCUGAUGCAUUUUCCUAGUCAUUUAGAUGAUCAUGAUUGCCUAGAUUGCCAUUGUGAUCAUCCAAAGUGUUUUAAGCGGUCUGCUGUACCCUCAGCAGAACAUAGUUAUGCAGGAGAGGGCAUCUGUUAUAUAUGUCUUAAGAAUUUUAAUGGAAGUCCUUCUGUAUUAUCUCACUUGAAACAACAUUGUAAAGAGUGUCCCUUCACUUGUGAUGAAUGCAGCCGAUCAUUUCGGCAGACUGGAAAUCUUCAGCGUCACUUGUUGGCCCAUCGCGGGGAAAAGCCACAUAAAUGCCCUCAGUGUGGUACUGGAUUUUCUGAUCCUGCAACGCUUCGGAAUCAUGUACGCACCCAUACUAAAGAAACUCCCUUUGUGUGCAAAGUCUGCAAGCGAGGUUUCUCACAAGUUGGAAAUUUGAAACGCCAUAUGGCAUUGCAUGUCGAAAAGGAGAAAGAUGCUUCUGUACUAAUUUUAAAUGGAGGACUUAAUGAAAAGAGCAUAGGUGUUGUGGAAGAAGAAAUUGGUCCUGAAGAUGAAAAAAGUUCUGGAUCUGAUUUAUUUUCCGAUCAUGAAGUUCGGAAAGCUGGUGAUGUAUUAAUUUAUGCUGAAUCUCAAGGUAGAACUAAAAAGCGAGGUAGAAAUGGGCAGUUCAAGUUACAUGUAUGUAAAUUAUGUGGUAAAAAAUAUGCUUGGCGACAUGAUCUCAAUAUUCACUUCAGGACACAUACUGGAGAAAAGCCAUACAAAUGCGAAUUGUGUGACAAACAGUUUGCUCAGAGUGGUGCAGUUCGUAUGCAUAAAGUUCGUCAUCAUAAUAAAAAUAAAUUUAAUUCAAAAAAGUUAACUCGAUUAAAAGUCACACUUCCAAUGCAGUCACAGACAACAGUUGCAGUCACAUCACCAACAACAGUUGCAGUCACACCACCAAUGCAAUCACCAACAACAGUUGCAGUCACACCACCAAUUUCAACCUAGAGUUUAAAGAAUUUUAUUUUAUAAAACUUGAUUCUUUUAUGUACUGAUGUUGUUAAAAUGUUAAUUUAGAAUCAUGGUCUCGUAUUGAUAUUUGUUUUACGUUAUAUGUAACUUCAAAGUAUACAUCAACAUUUAUCCCAAAAAUUUUUCAGAGAUCUUUUUCAUAGUUUAAUUUGAUGAUGUUUACUUACAGGUUUUCAAUUUUGUAAUUUAUUA
Messenger RNA from Argiope bruennichi, 2187 nucleotides. RefSeq names its product zinc finger protein 208-like. The coding region runs from base 253 to 1971 and encodes 572 amino acids. Gene Ontology annotation, biological process: regulation of DNA-templated transcription. The transcript has 2 exons. Gene Ontology annotation, molecular function: DNA-binding transcription factor activity, RNA polymerase II-specific; RNA polymerase II cis-regulatory region sequence-specific DNA binding. The record is from RefSeq and is a predicted model, not a curated record. NCBI's taxonomy places the organism in Eukaryota, Metazoa, Arthropoda, Arachnida, Araneae, Araneidae.